AUGGGUUCUCCAAACUCAUCCGACAUCGAGGCCCCGAGCUCACCGGUCCGCCCCGAAAAGUCGUUUGUCUCCAACAUUGAUGAUGGCGAUACCACGAUGAUGGAUGCCGCGACGCCGGAACCCGGAGAGAAAGCCUCGCGCUCUAAAAGCAAGGCAUCACAGUCCAAGGAUGCUGGUUCGCAAUCCACCAUCGGCAAGAUUCGACAUCUGAAGAAGGAGGACGGUGAUCCAUUGUGGAGAAAGGAUAUCCAAUACGAUUUCCUCAAAGCUAUUUUUGAUGACGAGAAAAAGGUCUUCACCAAUAGUUACGAGCCUGACAAGAUUGGGAAGCAGUGCUUCGCUGAUCUUUACAUUGACACCAUGGCAAGGAGUAGUAAGACCAGUAAGGUGUUGAGGGACAAGCUGCUGAGCGAUCGGGACGCUGCCAAAGGCAUGGCCAUGGUGUGCCUGCUUGUGAAUAUUGGGCGGAUGAACACAACACUUAAUUUCUUCCCCGAGAUGCGGGCCCAGCUACGAACAUACCAUGCGAUUCCGUCCCUCCAAGCCCGCCAGGAUCCCCAUGCCUACAAGCAACUGCAGGAUGCUCCCCGUCUCAAGUCUAUCCUCAAGGGUAGCAUGGAAGACCGCGAAGAGCCCGGCACGCUCGUGAGCAUCAAAGAGGCAAACAUCCCGCGCACAAACCCAGUCUCCCUACUCUUUAUCAUUUGCGCGGCGGCCCAGAAGAUAGCCGAGCUCCACUUUCCCGCCGGCCAAGAGUUCCACGACCUCGUGAUGAAAACCAAAUUUUCGAGCCAUUCCAGGGCCAUGGCUUUCCUUUGGCUCAUGUGGUUCUACCUAGAGUCCGACUUUACGGAAGAGGGCUGCGAAGAAAAUCCGUUUGGACCCGGUGUCGAUUACGGUUUACACGUUGCCAACCAGGGAGUACCAUCGCUCGAGGAGAUGACGGCUGAAGAAGAGGUGGCUGAGAAUGUGGACACGCAAGAAGAGCUUGAUUUCGGCUACGAGAAACAGAAGAUGAGGGCCAAGAUUCUCGAGGUCGACCAAGCCUAUAUCGCUGAUACUCAACCGAAGCGCGGAGCCAGAAGCAGGGCAGUUGCCGAUGAUGGACCAGCGAUCCUACCCCGCAUCCGACCCUCGAAGCACGAGUCAGACAUGGAUAGUACCAGGUCGACUCCGCCACCAUCGAGGGUGCUAGCUCGACAGGCCGCUAUCGGCAGCGCGAGCCGGCGCGGGAUACCAUCCAAGUACACCAUCAUCGAUGCCUCGUCCCCGGCAGGACCUCAAGGGGACGGCGUGGUCUCGCGCAAGCCCCGACCACCCACGGCUCACCAGCUAGCAGUUGAGCGGCACCGAAAGGAGCAGGUUGAUCAUAUUCUCGACCGUGGUCUCCGCAAACAGUAUCGCAAACUGCGCAAGCUUCGAAAGCAGGAAGGUGCCAUCUAUCGCGCCUCUGUUCGUAUCAAGGAGAUGCCUGAUGAGCUCGCAUUCCAGAAUAGCGAUGGCGAAGAUGAGCCCAGCCGCGGCCGCUCACACGUGAACAAAGACGACUACCCGUUCCGGUCCACCGGGCCCGGAGGGUUGUGCCAGCUCAAAUCCGAGCCUGACGAUUUUGGUGAGGAGACCAACAUGUAUUGCGCGUCUGUUCGCAGGGCCGUUCGCCGGCUCAACCGUUGGAUCGAGCUACAGGAUCAAGCAGUCAUCCCCGCCAUCAAGCGAAAGAGGGUGCACCAGCCGGAGCCCCAAGACUUGGGCGAUGAUGAGCUUGACGGAAUCGAUGACGAUGACAUUCAUAUCAACGGCCACGGGCUUAAGAAUGGCGGGACGCCAUCGCGAAAGAGCAAAAAGUCCCGAGCCAAGCUUGACGUAGUGGAAGACGUCGACGAAAACGGCGACAUGCCGAUGGAUGACGGAGAUGACCCGGAUGGAGACAAGGCCAGCCUCCGGGCCGACGAUGACGAUGAGGUAGAGGAUACUCCUCGCCCCAAAGCGCAACGGGUAACUGCGCUCAUUGACGAGGCAGACGAUUAG
Parascedosporium putredinis is the source of this 2028-nucleotide messenger RNA. NCBI's taxonomy places the organism in Eukaryota, Fungi, Ascomycota, Sordariomycetes, Microascales, Microascaceae. The record is from the annotation of a GenBank genome assembly.